UAAAGUGCGUCCUAUUUAUAAGAAAGCAUUCGUAUUACCAUUAUUCACCAUUGUGAUUAAUUUGAGUGAAUCCAUCAUGGGAAACGUUCCCAGUAGCAACAAUUACUCUGAAAGUUUUCCCCUGGACAAUUAUUCAGAGGUUCUUUUUCGUAAAACCAGGAACCGCAAAUUGUCUGAAGUUAUAAACAAUUGGAGUGCAGAAUACUGUUUAUUUGGAAGGACAAGCUGUGAACUCGAGCUCACCAAAAUCACACGCAAUAAUCAUGAUGAAGAGGUAUUCAUCGUAAUUCAUGACCACACAUCAAGCCAUGCAAAGGGCGAUUUUGAUUUUAAGAUAAACAUCACUGUCGAAAAUGGUCUUCUGUUGGCAAAUGUUUCUCUGGACGGACCUAGAAGCACACAGCAACUUCCGGAGAGAAAAGUCCCUGUGGCACAAGGUGGGGUUCUGAAGUCCUCCUUCUUCUUAUACGGAGGCGACACUGAUCGAAAGGGUCUUGUUAUCCUUUUAAGGGAAAAGAGAUGUGAUGAUGAUGAAGAGCUUCCUUACAUUAUCACAGUGAAGCACUGUUUCGUAGCUUCGUGUAGUUCUCAUGGUGUCUCUGUUGUGGCAAAGAUUCGCAGUAACGGCGGUGAUGGGGAUUUGAGUGUCGAGAUUGAAAAACCUCGGAAACAUCCGAAAGGGGAGUUGUUGAAGAUGUUUGAUGAUGUCAAGGGAAAGGAGAUGGAGUUUGGGAACCAAAACAAUGGCAAUGUUCCGGUCAUGAACAUGAGCGGUCAGCAAAACAUCUCUGCGGUUUUAAGCGCCGCUGGAUACACUAAAGGCGAUUAUAACAAUGCUAUCAUAUUUCGCGGAUGUAAAUUUAGGUUGAAGAAGAGGAAGUGAAAGAGUGUUAUUCUCAAAAUAACAAUCUUUCAAUCAUGAUUCCAGUCGCUCAGCGCUAAUUCCUGAGGCUUAGCGCCCUGACCUUUUUUUUAUUUUGUUUUAAAGGUUUUUUUUUUUUUCUGUUCCUUGUAUAUCUGUAUCUCUUCUUCUCUUGUACAUACGCUUUUCCACAUGCAGAAAUAAAAUUUUCAGCUUUCAUC
This is a messenger RNA of Vigna umbellata (rice bean), 1083 nucleotides long. RefSeq lists its product as uncharacterized. Lineage: Eukaryota; Viridiplantae; Streptophyta; Magnoliopsida; Fabales; Fabaceae. The record is from RefSeq and is a predicted model, not a curated record.